Messenger RNA from Tupaia belangeri chinensis (Chinese tree shrew), 2110 nucleotides. It is a transcript of the gene FBXO31, whose product is annotated as F-box protein 31. Gene Ontology annotation, cellular component: SCF ubiquitin ligase complex. Gene Ontology annotation, biological process: SCF-dependent proteasomal ubiquitin-dependent protein catabolic process. NCBI's taxonomy places the organism in Eukaryota, Metazoa, Chordata, Mammalia, Scandentia, Tupaiidae. Gene Ontology annotation, molecular function: protein binding. The record is from RefSeq and is a predicted model, not a curated record.
GGCCGAGCCGGGGGGCGGCCCGUGCGCGGAGCCCCCGCCGCCGCCCCCGCGCUGCUCGCUGUUGGAGCUGCCUCCCGAGCUGCUGGUGGAGAUCUUCGCCUCGCUGCCCGGCACCGACCUGCCCAGCCUGGCCCAGGUCUGCACCAAGUUUCGGCGCAUCCUGCACACGGAUACCAUCUGGAGGAGGCGCUGCCGUGAGGAGUAUGGCGUUUGCGAGAACUUGCGGAAGCUGGAGAUCACGGGCGUGUCUUGUCGAGACGUCUAUGCAAAGCUGCUGCACCGGUACAGGCACAUCCUGGGGCUGUGGCAGCCGGACAUCGGGCCGUACGGAGGACUGCUGAACGUGGUGGUGGACGGCCUGUUCAUCAUCGGCUGGAUGUACCUGCCGCCCCAUGACCCUCACGUGGACGACCCAAUGAGAUUCAAGCCUCUGUUCAGAAUCCACCUGAUGGAGAGGAAGGCCGCCACGGUGGAGUGCAUGUACGGCCACAGAGGGCCUCACAACGGCCAUGUCCAGAUUGUGAAAAAGGACGAGUUCUCCACCAAGUGCAACCAGACGGACCACCACAGGAUGUCUGGAGGACGGCAGGAGGAAUUCCGAACGUGGCUGAGGGAAGAGUGGGGACGCACGCUCGAGGACAUCUUCCAUGAGCACAUGCAGGAGCUCAUCCUUAUGAAGUUCAUCUACACCAGUCAGUACGACAACUGCCUGACCUACCGCCGGAUCUACCUCCCACCCAGCCACCCAGAGGACCUGAUCAAGCCUGGCCUCUUCAAAGGCACCUACGGCAGCCACGGCCUGGAGAUCGUGAUGCUCAGCUUCCACGGCAGACAUGCCAGGGGCACGAAGAUCACGGGUGACCCCAACAUCCCCGCAGGGCAGCAGACGGUGGAGGUCGACCUGAGGCACCGCAUCCACCUGCCUGAUGUGGAGAAUCUCCGCAACUUCAACGAGCUUUCUAGGGUUGUGCUGGAGGUCCGCGAGCGGGUGCGCCUGGAGCAGCAGCGGCAGGAGGGCAGCCAGGAGGGCCAUGAGGGGGGUGAGGGCCACAGCCACCAGAGCCCCUGGGAGCCGCAGCCCGACCCUGCCUCACCCAGCAUGGAGCCGUCGGCCAGAGAGCCUGAGGAAGCUGCCAAGGAAGGUGGGGAUGGAGGGGCCGCGGCCCAGCAGGAUGUCCAGUCUGGGCAGGGGCAGCCGUUCGUGUUGCCCGUGGGCGUGAGCUCGAGGAACGAGGACUACCCUCGCACCUGCAGGAUGUGUUUUUAUGGCACGGGCCUCAUCGCGGGCCAUGGGUUCACCAGUCCUGAGCGCACCCCUGGGGUCUUCAUCCUAUUUGACGAGGAUCGCUUCGGGUUCGUGUGGCUGGAGCUGAAGUCCUUUAGCCUGUACAGCCGGGUCCAGGCCACCUUCCGCAACGCAGAUGCGCCAUCCCCGCAGGCCUUUGAUGAGAUGCUCAAGAACAUUCAGUCCCUCACCUCCUGACCGGCCACGUCUCGGCUGAAGGCAGUUCCAGGGCCUUGGACUUCGUGACUUGUGAAUAGAAGCAGCAUGCACUUUCUUAAUUUUUUGUUUUAAGUUUCUUUCUUCCAUGAGUUAGAGACAGACAGGCAGUACCUAUAACAGGUCCCCACCACCAUGAUCUGUCCUUAGCCCCAGCUAGCCCACCUGGGUCACGAGCACAUAUUUGCUCAGUUUACCCAGGGAGAUGUCUGGACUCGAACCUUGAACCUUCCCACGAGGGUCAGCUUCGCAGAGAUCAUGUCUUACUGCUGUGCCACUGUCCGGCCCUGAUGCAGCACAUACCUUGGAAAUGUGGCCUUUUUACUAGGACACACACCUUGUUGGGGUCCCAGCCCAGCCACCUCCAGACACUUCAUAGUGUGACACAUGCCACCUCUGAGUGGCUGUGGCAGGGAGCCAAGCAUGUCUUACAGAAAGGACAAGAAUGUACCAGAAUAAAACUGAUUCUGAGGAACUGUUGGAAACUGAACUGGAGAAAUGUGAGUCUCCUGCUUCCCAGCCACUUUCUAGGGAAAGCAUGACCCUCCAUCAGGGAGGUCAGAGCCCGCUCCCAUGAGCAGGUAAAGUGGGUUGUGUGUGAGAUGCCCU